This is a messenger RNA of Magnolia sinica, 2673 nucleotides long. RefSeq lists its product as uncharacterized. Lineage: Eukaryota; Viridiplantae; Streptophyta; Magnoliopsida; Magnoliales; Magnoliaceae. The transcript has 14 exons. The record is from RefSeq and is a predicted model, not a curated record. Bases 864 to 2480 code for a protein of 538 amino acids.
AAAGCUCGGACUCUUCCCUCCCUCCAAUCCGAAAAAAAGCAUAGAAAAGGGAAAGAGAUAAAAAAAAAAAAACCCCUAUUCUUUCUCAAAUCUCUCUGUCAGCUGCAUUUUUCAUCAUUUUCGCGGCUCCGGUAACGUCGAGAAUCGGGGCGUCCGCUCCGAUCUCUGGGAUUUUCCCGGCACUACAGCUUUAGAUCUUUUUGUGGAGGUUUUGAAGCCUUUCGGAUCUGGAAAUGGCGGGAAAUUGAGCGAAUUCGAGACGAAUUUUGUUCGAUAUGGUUAUUAGGUCGAGAGUGGAGGCUUUCGUCGCGAUCUCUUGGGGUUUGAAGGGUUUAGAUGAGGGAUUUCGAUUGAUUUGAUGUAAUCUGAUUAUCUUGUUGAGAUUCAACGUCUUAGAUCUGGAAAUGUGACGAAUUUGCCGAAGAUUGAGUGUCAGAUCGAUGCUUGAGGUAUCGAUUCGGUAUUUAGGGUUUGUUUCGUGCAUUCUGUUUAUUUUCUGGUUAUAUGGCAGUGUUAGAUCUAUAAAUGCGAUGAAUGUGCUGUGGAUCGGUUCUCAGAUCGAACUUUGAGGCUUUUGACAGGAGAUUAGGUCUAAUGUGGAUCUCACCGAGUAUUUUGGUUGGAAUUUGCUGUGUAUUGAUUAUAAGGUAGAGAUUCGAGGUUUCCAUUCGGUUUCAAUAAUUUAUUGUGGGAAUUUUUUUUCUUUCGUUUCUCUUUUAUGCGGUGAAUUUUCUGUAUAUCAAUUAUCGGAUCAAGAUCUUAGGAAUUUAGCCAGAAAUCUGAUGAACGUGAAAUAUUGAGAGGUUUUCUGCUUUUGUCGGAAUUGUGUGGAGUUUCUGGGGUUGCGUGUUGGGAAGUGGUUGAUGAUUGGGACGCAUUUUGUUUUUGGAAGAUUAUUGAGUGGAGUUUGUGAAUAUUCAGAGACUCCGCCACAUUGUAACACCUCAACGCGGAGCAACUCUGAGAGAUAUCAAGAAGGGAAGAUGAUCGAACAAUUCAUCAAUUUCGUAAUCCGGCCUCCUAGGACACAGUAUAAUCCGGACCAGUAUUUAUGGGAAGAGGAAUUCAGUCUUGGAGGCAGAAAGUACAAACGGCAAGACUUGGAGCUUCAAAAUCGAAGAAGCCAUACUUUGAAGUGCAGCCAUUAUGUUCCGUCAACUUUCCCGGAAAGCACUCCCCUACCAUGUGUCAUUUACUGCCAUGGAAAUAGUGGCUGUAGAGCAGAUGCAAAUGAUGCAGCUGCAAUCCUACUUCCUUCUAAUAUUACUGUAUUUACUCUUGAUUUUUCUGGAUCGGGCUUAUCUGGUGGAGAUUAUGUCAGCCUUGGUUGGCAUGAGAAAGAUGAUCUGAAUACAGUGGUUUCUUUUCUACGGAGCAACCAGCAAAUUUCAUGCAUAGGGCUUUGGGGACGAUCAAUGGGUGCUGUCACGAGCCUUCUUUAUGGUGCUGAAGACCCCUCUAUUGCCGGGAUAGUUCUGGACAGUGCUUUCUCUAACUUAUUCGAUCUAAUGUUGGAGCUUGUGGAUGUUUACAAAAUCCGACUUCCAAAAUUUACAGUUAAAAUGGCUGUUCAGUACAUGCGGCGUAUCAUCCAGAGAAAGGCCAAAUUUGACAUUAUGGAUCUGAAUUGCUUACAGGUUGCACCCAAGACUUUCAUUCCAGCUUUAUUUGGACAUGCCAAAGAGGAUACAUUUGUUAAUCCACAUCACUCUGACCGCAUCUUCAACUCCUACGCGGGAGAUAAGAACAUUAUUAAAUUUGAGGGAGACCAUAACUCCCCCCGACCACAAUUUUAUUAUGAUUCUGUCUCCAUUUUCUUCCUCAAUGUUCUUCACCCUCCACAAGUUUCUUCAGCAUGUUCGAGUAAGCUCGAGAAGUACUAUGAUUUGGGGGACUUGAAGGUCGGCGCGGGUAUGGAUGAGAGCUUGUUAUAUGAGAUUAUCACUGGUAUUCGUUCGGUGGGUAUGGAUGCUGCUAGCUCAUCAGCACACCCUCCUUGCAUUUCAAAUGAUCCAGCUACAAAAUCAGUUGUUGAAUUGCUUUCUGAGUCUGGAGCUUUAGCAGAUGCCAUGGAUUCCCCGCUGGAUCAAGGUAACACUAAUAUGAAAGCAGACGGAAAUGAUGGUGAAAGCCCGCCUCAUUUGCAGGAUAAUGCUAAUGGGCAGAAUGAGGAAUGCUGUUCCUAUUCAAGCUCAAACCGUGAGAGUUGGGGAAGAUGUUCCUCGCUUGGGGGACACAGCGACGAGGAGUCUUCCAUAGAUUGCAUACAGAAUACCAACAACAGGCAUCAGACAGCUCUCAGCGCCCUCGCCACCCCUCUUAGAAGGAUACAAGGCAAACCGAGUGGCCUGCCGAAGGAGAAGAAGCAGGACCCACCCAUCCAAAAGAAGCCAAAGCGGGAGAAGUUAGAGACACUGAGUCAAAGAAUACGCCGCUGCAUCCCGAAGAGAGUGAGACACAAGCGGCAUCUAUCCACGUGACCGACACUGUAUCAUAGAAAUGUCUGUAACUGUAAUUGCCUUUUUCCUCAUGUUUUCUCUCUUUCUUUCUUUCUUCUUCUUCUUCUUCCCUUUUUUUUUCAUGUGUAGAACAGCCGUUGGUUUCUUCUGUUGUUGCAUGGGAUUUGGGUAUAUGGUUUGGAUUCUUCUUUCUCACCAAGGGUUAUUUUGGUCA